GCAUCUCACACUUAAAUCAUGGCACAGCAGCCUCUCAUUUCUGUUUUCCUGCUUGUACAAUGUAUUUCUGUGGUAUUCUCUGAUUACUACGGUACCACUGUAGCGGAUUACCAGUAUGAGGAUUUUGCAUUCGACCAGUUCAUGAACACAACCGAAGCGAUAUGGGUGGUUAACACAACGCAACAAAAAUCUCCCUUGUGCAUAAAAGAUGUGAACAGUAAUAUGACGACAAAUAAUGAGACAUUCUUUACAAGGUCUUACAAGAACAAUAGCCAAUAUACAGAAAAGCAGCUGAAAGGAGAGUUUGGUUACCAUGACCAAGAUGCUGCCAAAUUAUUUGACAAGAUGACUGUUUAUGAAGUGAACGAUACUGAGGAAAUAGACGAGGAGAUAUUAGAAUACCUAAGCGAUGGCAAGAAUUGUGCCGUGGUUACAGUAUUGGAUCACAGUAACAUUGAAUUAGGUACGCAAGUCUGGCGUGAUCUCCGGGUAAAAGAUACAUAUGUCACCAAUAGAACCAGCCCUGACUACAAAAACUGUUCGGAACGUUUCAACGAGAUUGUAAAACUGACGAAGAAGAACUGGACAUUACCUUACACUUCCGAAUGCCAGAACGCGCAGAGUGGAACUGACAAGACCACGUAGACUAAGUACAGUCAGUUAAAGUGCAUUAUAGGAGCAUAAUUAAAACCAGCUACAUUUAUUUCACAAGUA
Messenger RNA from Rhipicephalus sanguineus (brown dog tick), 714 nucleotides. RefSeq lists its product as uncharacterized. The transcript is spliced from 5 exons. NCBI's taxonomy places the organism in Eukaryota, Metazoa, Arthropoda, Arachnida, Ixodida, Ixodidae. The record is from RefSeq and is a predicted model, not a curated record. The coding region runs from base 19 to 645 and encodes 208 amino acids.